GCUCUCCUGGCUGUCCGCCCAAAAGCAUAUGUCGUUCUGCUUCCCAGCAUGCAGAGAUUAAAGACGAGAAAGAAAUUUUGGAAAUCAACUUGUCUCCAUUGAAGCAAAGUGGAAACAGCAUUAACAGAUACAAUGGUGAACCUGACCGGAUAGAAAGGAAUGACAUCUCUUACAGAAACAUUCAGGACAAAUCUUAUUUGUCACAAGAAAGCAGCUAUCUGGUCACACAGUAUAGCCUUCGCCCAAGAAAAGAAGAGAUCAAAUUUGAAUAAAUUAUUUCUUGAGAAGAGAGAAAUGUUGCAAAAGAACCAAAAUCAAUAAGAACUUUUGACAUGACAUCUACAGAACCAGAGGAAUUAGAGUUUGGAGGAGGGAUUGGAGCUUUUUCCAUUAUGAUUGGUCUGCCGGUUAUGCUUUUUAUGUUAUUGUUGAUGUGUAAACAGAAAGAUCCCAGUUUUGUGAAUCUUCCUCCUCCAUUGCCAUCUUUGGCUAGUUUAUGGGAAACCAGAGUAUUUGGAGUUUGUCUGCUUUGGUUUUUUCUUCAAGCCCUCUUCCAUCUACUGCCAAUUGGAAAGGUAGUAGAAGGAACACCUCUUUAUAGUGGAAGAAGACUGAAGUAUAGAUUAAAUGGAUUCUAUGCUUUUAUCCUGACAUCUGUAGUCAUUGGAACAUCUUUGUACUGGGGUAUAGAGCUCUAUUAUGUGUAUGACCACUUUCUUCAGUUUGCAGUUGCAGCUACAGUUUUUUCUGUAGCCUUGAGCAUUUAUCUCUAUGUGCGGUCCUUGAAAGCAUCCAACAAUGAGCUCUCUCCAGGAAAAUCAGGAAAUAUCAUCUAUGAUUUCUUUAUUGGCCGUGAAUUAAAUCCACGAAUUGGACAUUUUGACCUCAAAUACUUCUGUGAAUUGCGUCCAGGAUUGAUUGGUUGGGUUGUUAUUAAUUUAAUAAUGCUUUUGGCAGAGAUGAAGGUCCAAGGUCGUGACACCCCGUCUUUAGCAAUGAUAUUGGUUAACAGUUUCCAGCUUUUAUAUGUUGUGGAUGCUCUUUGGCAUGAGGAGGCUUUGCUGACAACAAUGGACAUUAUGCAUGAUGGAUUUGGGUUCAUGUUGGCAUUUGGAGAUUUGGUAUGGGUGCCAUUUGUUUAUAGUCUACUUCCAGUUUGUGUCUGA
Messenger RNA from Monodelphis domestica (gray short-tailed opossum), 1166 nucleotides. The record is from RefSeq and is a predicted model, not a curated record. Lineage: Eukaryota; Metazoa; Chordata; Mammalia; Didelphimorphia; Didelphidae.